This is a messenger RNA of Phytomonas sp. Hart1, 483 nucleotides long. NCBI's taxonomy places the organism in Eukaryota, Euglenozoa, Kinetoplastea, Trypanosomatida, Trypanosomatidae. The record is from the annotation of a GenBank genome assembly.
AUGACGCUGCGCGUGCGGGACGGGGGGGCGGAGGUCGGCCAGGCCGUCGUCUCCCUCCGCGCGCUGCUGACGCCGCAGGUGUAUGACCUUUUCGAGCCCGUCACCGUCCCGCUGGUUCGCGUCAAGCUGGAGUCGAACAGCACGCACUCCACCCCGAUCGGCAGCCUGACUUUCUCCAUCGCGCCCUCGGCCUACGAGCGCUACGCGCCGCCGGUCUGCUUCCCGGGCGCCGUCGUCCAGGACUUUAGCCGGCCCUACGUGCGCUACUACGAAAAGCGCAUCGCAAAUUUUAUGCGGCACUACAACGUCGGGGAGUUGGGGAGGCUGCAUGCGUAUUUGUACGAUACUUACGUCGCCAACGGGACCUGGCGGAACGGCCUGCCGGAGUACCUGGCGCAGCUCGUGGAGAAGUGGGGGGAGGAGGUGAUCCCGCACGAUGCCGUGCCCCCGAUCGACUCGAUUAGCGUCGGUGGGACGCUUUAG